This is a messenger RNA of Iphiclides podalirius (scarce swallowtail), 204 nucleotides long. Lineage: Eukaryota; Metazoa; Arthropoda; Insecta; Lepidoptera; Papilionidae. The record is from the annotation of a GenBank genome assembly.
AUGAGUGUCCAGUACGUCACUCCUUCGCACUCCAAAUCACCGGGCGAAGUGAGAGAACAUGAGAUCAACGAACUGAUCGCGCUAUUAGAAAAAUGGUGGACCGUGCUCCGAGGCAAGCGCCCGGACACUGAGAUCGAGGAGGAGGAGGCAUCUGAGAGGAGAUCUCCGAUUUUGAAGCCAAUCGAAACUAUCAAUGCAAGCGUC